AUGCCCCAUAUUGAUGAGAGGGAAACCACAGAGGCGAAGGUGCUCUGGCGGCCUUCUUCUCCAGAAAACACCCAGAUCCAUGACUUCAUGACCAGUCUAAACCAAAAGCAUGACCUGUCUCUGAAUGACUACAAUGCCCUCUGGGAGUGGAGUGUUUCGGAGCCCGCCAAGUUCUGGGAGGAGAUUUGGCACUAUUCCCAAAUCAAGGCGCAUGAGCCCUAUACACAGGUACUUGAGUCAAAUCAGGUACUCUUUCCUCGGCCGGCGUUUUUCGAGGGGAGCACCUUGAACUUUGCCGAGAAUCUGCUCUAUCCAGCCAAUGCGCCGGACGAGAAUGCCGUCGCAAUCAUCGGUGCUACCGAGGCAGCCCGGGAGUAUGUCUCAUGGAAGGAGCUGCGGGAGCGCGUGCGGCAGUGCACCAAUGCCUUGAAAGAAGCGGGGCUGGAGACGGGCGAUCGUGUGGCGGGCUUUGUAGGCAACCAUGCCAACACGGUGGUGGCAAUGCUCGCCGCCGCAUCACUAGGCGCAUUCUGGACCGGGGUGUCUCCCGAUACAGGCGUGCAUGCUGUCUUGGAGCGCCUGGCACAGAUUGAGCCCAAGGUUCUCUUUGCAGAUAAUGCCUCCCUCUACAACGGCAAGGUGCACGGAUCUCAUGCCAAGGUGCGUGAGAUUGUUUCCGAGCUGCCGAAGCUUGAGUAUCUGGUCGUUUUUGAAUCUGCCGAUUUGGUCGAGUUCAGCCUUGACGAGGUCCGGCCUGCUGCCGGGAAGGUAGUUACUUAUGGAAGCUUCUUGUCUUCGGUCCGCAAUGAAGCUGCUCCGUUGGAGUUUGCUAGCUUGAGGCCGGAUCACCCUGUCUAUAUCCUUUACUCGUCUGGGACCACGGGUGCACCGAAACCGAUUGUCCAUGGGUCCUUGGGGACUUUGUUGCAGCACAAAAAAGAACAUCUUUUUCACUGUGACAUUCGGCCGGGUGAUCGAUUGUUCUACUUCACAACAGCUACCUGGAUGAUGUGGCACUGGCUUGUUUCUGGUCUAGCUAGUGGUGCAACAAUUGUUUUGUAUGAUGGCUCUCCCUUCCGGCCAUUUGACGUUGAAGGAGGUAAAGGGGAAAUGGCCAUGCCGCGGCUCAUCGACGAGCUUCAAAUCACUCACUUCGGUACAUCAGCGAAGUACCUAUCGAUGCUGGAGCAAGCAGCAUUGAACCCGCGAAAGCACCCGCACCGGCCAGUGACACUCAAGACGCUAAGAGCCAUUUUCAGCACUGGAUCUCCGCUGGCUCCGUCGACUUUUGAGUACAUUUAUUCUUAUAUCCAUCACGAUAUCAUGCUGGGCUCUAUUACCGGCGGCACAGAUAUUCUGUCCUUGUUCUGCUCCGGCUGUCCCAUCCUGCCUGUUUAUAAGGGUGAAAUCCAAUGCCGCUCCCUGGGGAUGGCCGUUUCAGUCUUUGACUAUGCUGGGAAGGACAUCAGUGCCUCGGGCGAACCAGGCGACCUGGUCUGCACCACACCUUUUCCUGCACAGCCGGUCAUGUUCUGGCCACCGGGGCCAACGGGCCUGGAGAAAUACCGAAAGAGCUACUUUGACAUGUUCGGACAUACGGUCUGGCACCAUGGAGACUUUGUCCGCCUGAACCCGCACACUGGCGGCGUUGUCAUGCUCGGCCGUAGCGACGGCGUGCUCAAGCCCUCUGGAGUCCGAUUUGGCAGCGCCGAGAUCUACAAUGUCCUUCUCAAGCACUUUGCCGACGAAGUUGAAGAUUCUCUGUGUGUUGGACGGAGGCGCGAGGGAAUUGAUUCAGACGAGACUGUCGUCCUCUUUGUGAAGCUUGCCCCUGGCGAUGCCUCCAGUAUGCCGCCCGAUCUUGCGGGACGCAUACAGGCCAUUAUCCGCAAGGAACUGAGCCCCCGCCAUGUUCCUGCUGUCAUUGACGUAUGCCCGGAAAUCCCGGUGACUUCCAAUGGCAAGAAGGUCGAGAAUGCCGUCAAGCAGAUCUUGUGCGGUCUCAACAUCAAGAUCGGUGCGAGUGUUGCGAAUGCGUCUUGUCUUGAUUGGUAUCGAAACUGGGCUGUAGAGCACCCUUAA
Molecule: messenger RNA, 2082 nt
Organism: Penicillium alfredii
Lineage: Eukaryota; Fungi; Ascomycota; Eurotiomycetes; Eurotiales; Aspergillaceae
Product: acetoacetate--CoA ligase family protein
Exons: 2
Coding region: 1-2082 (693 amino acids)
Biological process (GO): lipid metabolic process
Cellular component (GO): cytosol
Molecular function (GO): acetoacetate-CoA ligase activity
Source: RefSeq, a predicted model, not a curated record